CUGUCACGUGGAAAGAGCCACGCCAAUGGGCGGCACCGAGUCGGCCUGAAGUCCCGGCAGCCCGUGCGCUGUGGGUGGUUAAGUCGGUAAGAUGGCGACUGUGAGUCUGCGGCUCGGAGACUUGGUAUGGGGGAAGCUGGGCAGGUAUCCUCCUUGGCCAGGAAAGAUUGUAAAUCCACCCAAAGACUUGAAGAAACCUCGUGGAAAGAAGUGCUUCUUUGUGAAGUUUUUUGGAACAGAAGAUCAUGCUUGGAUCAAGGUUGAACAGUUAAAGCCAUAUCAUCCCCAUAAAGAGGAAAUGAUCAAGAUUAACAAGGGUAAAAGAUUUCAGCAAGCUGUGGAUGCUGUGGAGGAGUUUCUCAAAAAAGCCAAAAGCAAAGACCAGUCAUCCCAUAAUUCUGCUGAAGAAAAAAAUCGGCGUAAUUCCAGUGAAGAAAGAAGUAAGCAGAAUUCAGGAGAUGAGAAACGCAAAGCUGGCCUAUCUGAAGGGAAGGUGAGGAAGAAUAUGGGAGAAGGAAAGAAAAGAGUCUCUUCAGUUUCUGCAGAAAGAGGCUCCAAAUCACCUCUAAAAAGGGCUCAGGAACAGAGUCCCAGAAAGCGAGGUCGCCCUCCAAAGGAUGAGAAGGACCUUACAAUUCCAGAAUCCAGUACAGUGAAAGGAAUGGUGGCAGGAACAAUGGCUGGGUUUAAAUGGCAACCAAGUGUAAGCGAGCCUGUAAAAGAUGGGGACCCACAUUUCCAUCACUUUCUACUUAGCCAAACAGAGAAGCCAGCUGUCUGUUAUCAGGCAAUAACAAAGAAGUUAAAAGUAUGUGAAGAGGAAACUGGAUCCACGUCUAUCCAAGCAGCAGAUAGCACAGCAGUGAAUGGCAGCAUCACUCCCACGGACAAAAAGAUAGGAUUUUUGGGCCUUGGCCUCAUGGGAAGUGGCAUUGUCUCCAAUUUACUAAAAAUGGGUCAUACAGUCACUGUAUGGAACCGGACAGCAGAAAAAUGUGAUUUGUUCAUCCAGGAGGGGGCCCGUCUGGGAAGAACCCCCGCUGAAGUGGUCUCCACCUGUGACAUCACCUUCGCUUGUGUGUCGGAUCCCAAAGCAGCUAAGGACCUGGUGCUGGGCCCUAGUGGUGUACUUCAAGGGAUCCGCCCUGGAAAAUGCUAUGUAGACAUGUCAACGGUGGAUGCAGACACGGUUACUGAAUUGGCCCAGGUGAUUGUGUCCAGGGGCGGUCGAUUUCUAGAAGCCCCCGUCUCAGGAAAUCAGCAGCUGUCUAAUGAUGGGAUGUUGGUGAUCUUAGCAGCCGGUGAUAGGGGCUUAUAUGAAGACUGCAGCAGCUGCUUCCAGGCAAUGGGGAAGACCUCCUUCUUUCUAGGUGAGGUUGGGAAUGCAGCCAAGAUGAUGUUGAUUGUGAAUAUGGUCCAAGGCAGCUUCAUGGCUACCAUAGCUGAAGGAUUGACACUGGCCCAAGUGACAGGACAGUCUCAACAGACUUUGCUUGACAUCCUCAAUCAGGGACAACUGGCUAGCAUCUUCCUGGAUCAGAAGUGCCAAAAUAUCCUACAAGGGAACUUUAAACCUGAUUUCUACCUGAAGUAUAUCCAGAAGGAUCUCAGAUUAGCCAUUGCACUAGGUGAUUCUGUCAACCACCCAACUCCUAUGGCAGCUGCAGCAAAUGAGGUAUAUAAACGAGCCAAGGCACUGGACCAGUCUGACAAUGACAUGUCUGCUGUGUACCGAGCCUAUAUACACUAAGCCCUGAGGCCCUAUCUUCCUGCUAAUCCCCAUUCCUUACAUGGGGUCAGGGUCCUGGGACUUAACUCUGGACCAGUCCAUCUGUCUCUACGUUUCCUUUUAUACACAGACUUUGAAAAGAUUUGCCAUGAGUGCAGCUGCAGCAUCAGGCCUCUCCUGGGGGCUCAGGGAAAAGGGGGGAGGGGGUUGGAAAAGGUAAUGUUGGAUUGUGGAAAACUGAUGAGCAGCCCUGCUGUGCACUUGCUGCCUGGAUCAGAAUGGUGGCUGUGUUCAAACAGGCCCCGCCCUCUUACCCCCCUUGACUCCCAGAAGCGAUGCUGCCAGAAUCUGCUUGGCUUCUUUUUCCUUCCUGAGUUUGUCAGAGUCUGAGUUUCUCCUAGAAAAGGGGGCCAGAGUACAUAGUGCCCUCUUCCCCCUCUUUCACUGGGGUUGUAAGAAGCAGCUUCCAUAGUGUCCUAGUUGUGAAGUCCGAGUUUCUCAAAACUCUUGGGAUUGGCUCUUCUUCCUUUUGAUCCCACCCUGAAUUCCAUGGAAAUAACAGGCUGCUCCAUUGGGAGGCCACCUGGGUCUCCCCUGUCAGCAUAUUCCCCGGGGAAGAGGACAGUGAGGUGGCCUCCAGAAAGGGGCCUGCAGUACCUCAGGCUACAAGCAACCAGUUGGAGAGCAUUUAGGUGUUUAAACCACCAACAUUCUGAAAAGAGAACUUCUAGUAAACUAAUUCAAAUUACUCUUUACGUGGUUUUGUAAACUGGAAAAAUUGCAGGUUUGAGUGAAGAACAGGCCCACCCCUACCAUCACCAUCCCAUCACAGUAUCUACCAUCUGGUAAGGCCCUGGCUGAAAUUGGAAUCCCGGGCCCUUGUGAGAAUACUGGAAGCGGUUUAUCUAGUGUAGAUGGGAUUAGCCAUGGCUAACUUUAGUGUUUGGAUUUGCACUCCAGCCUGGGGGGCAGGCAGUGGGUGGCGGGCAUAGGCAAUGGGUAAGGCAGUGAGCGCACCAACAAGAGAGCAGUGAGAUGUGUGUGUGUGGAAGAAUGACUCCUUUCUGUUUCCGUUAUGUCACAUGCUCUUCUUACUGCUUGUGGAGUCCUCUGAUCAUCCCCUUUAGGCCCUUCCAUCUGUGUCCAUACAAGAGAGCCCCAUUGUGCAUGCCACCUUUUUCUUCCUUGCAACCCCUGCCUUUGAAGAGACAGUGGGUAUCUUUUUACCUGCUUUGAUGCAGACCUAGAUUCCCCUGCCCUGGGUAACCAACACUGACCAAUCAUGGGAUCAGUUCUUAGUAAAGGAAUGAGUAAUUGCACUCCAGCCAGCAUCAUGUUCUUUGUGCCUCUGGGGCCACAAGGUCCUCUGUUUGGGGAAAAAGAAGACUUUGCCUGAGAUGGGUCCUGACAGACUGGAAAGGUAAACCCACAUCCAUCUUGGAGAUCCCUGUGUUCUCUUUGGGGAGGGUACCCGCAUGGGACUGAAAUGGUACAUAGGAACAAAGAGAGGCUGUCAUCCCUGUAAUCCUAAAUCUACCUUCCCCUUUAUGUGGGAUGCUUUUCUGAAGUCACAUACAGCUUAAGAUCGAUAUUCAUUGGAGGGGAAGGGGAAGGGGAAGGAUUCAGUGACAGCUCUAUGGGUGUAGUUUGGCUUUUUCUUUAUUUUUUUUCCAGCAUCUGGAGGUUUGUCCCUCUUUCCCCUUUAUCUCUUACAGCCUAGGUUUGAGAAAUGAAACCUUAUGGAAGAAGAGAGGGGACACAGGGAAAAUUCAGUAUCAAAUUCUGGUCCAGAUGUUUGUUUCACUGGCACUACUGUCCUUAUAUCUGUCUCUGAAUAUGCCAGUUCUGUACCUGGCCAGGAUAUUAGAAGGGGCUAAAGGGUGGGGGGGAGGGAGGGGAGAAGCUCUGGAUCUGGGAGAUGCUGUAAUGAAACUGGCUAGUCAGUGUUGUCUUAAUAUUGUUGACAAUUCUGUAAAGUUCCUUUUUAUGACUUUCUGUUUUAGCUAUUUCCCUUUUGUUUUUGACUCCUUUUUAAAAAAGAGAAAAUGUGACAUUUGUGAAAAGCCUGUAAGAAAAGCAGUUUUCCUAUUUCCCCUUUCAAUGACAAACCCUCUAGGUAAUUAAGGUUGUGAAUUUUUAUUUUUGCUUUGUUUUUAAUUAACGUUUGUCAUUCAGAAUAGGAUUGUGUGAUAAUGUUUAAAUGGCAAAAUAAAAUGAUUUUGUGCAAUUAACAAAGCUACUGCAAGAAAAUAAAACCUUUCUUGGUAAAAAA
Molecule: messenger RNA, 4001 nt
Organism: Antechinus flavipes (yellow-footed antechinus)
Lineage: Eukaryota; Metazoa; Chordata; Mammalia; Dasyuromorphia; Dasyuridae
Gene: GLYR1
Product: glyoxylate reductase 1 homolog
Exons: 16
Coding region: 92-1750 (552 amino acids)
Molecular function (GO): oxidoreductase activity, acting on the CH-OH group of donors, NAD or NADP as acceptor; NADP binding; NAD binding
Source: RefSeq, a predicted model, not a curated record